This is a messenger RNA of Cuscuta campestris, 858 nucleotides long. NCBI's taxonomy places the organism in Eukaryota, Viridiplantae, Streptophyta, Magnoliopsida, Solanales, Convolvulaceae. The record is from the annotation of a GenBank genome assembly.
AUGAUUCACAACGCCAAUCUCAAUUGGUGUAAAUUUGUGAUGACUCACAUGUUCACGGCCACCUCCGACAAUCGGCCGCUCCCCUAUGCCCUCCUUGUCAUGGCAAUUCUUGAAGAAUACAACAUCAAAACCGAUGUUGGGCCAAAGGUAAAGGGGACAAAGCACUGGGAGAUUGAUGAGUCUUCUUUCUACUCACGCACCGACGAGACUCCGUUUCGACAGCCUCGUCCACGCUGCCAACCGAGAGCCACUGCCUUAGCCGCCACCACAUCGACCAAUCCUUCUCUCGCCGAGCAAAUGGCAGCCUUAACCGCCACUCUCUCUCGGAUUGACACCAACGUCUCCAAAACGGCGCACAACGUCAAUACCUUGAGUCGUGAACUUCACGGGUAUUUUGACUUUGUCAAUUACCCGUACGCUCAAAUGGUCCCUUACGUUCCUCCAACGAAUUUCGGAGGUGAACAAAGUGGGACUCAAAACGUUGGAAGAGAAGACGAGGUGGACGAUGGUGACGAUGAUGAUGAUGAUGAUGAUGAUGGCGAUGAAGAAGAAGAAGAAGAAGAAGACAUUGACGAAGAACAACUUCUCAAUGAUCUUUCCCCGGAUUUCUAGAGCUCUAGCUCUACUUUCUUCUCUUCCUUAUUUUAUAAUUUUUAAUGCUUUUGCUAUGUACUCCGCCUUUUCCCUUAAUUAAUUAAUAAAAAUCUUUAUGAUUUUUGUUGUUAACAAUCUUUUUGUUAAUGUCAAAAGGGGGAAGAUAAGGGCUAUGCAUAUUUUCAGGGGGAAUUUUGUUUCAAAAAGAUCAAAACCCUAUGCAUAUCCCUGUCUUGUUUGCCAUAAUCAAAAAGGGGGAAAUUG